Penicillium bovifimosum is the source of this 1080-nucleotide messenger RNA. RefSeq lists its product as uncharacterized. NCBI's taxonomy places the organism in Eukaryota, Fungi, Ascomycota, Eurotiomycetes, Eurotiales, Aspergillaceae. Bases 1 to 1080 code for a protein of 359 amino acids. Gene Ontology annotation, cellular component: HAUS complex. Gene Ontology annotation, biological process: spindle assembly. The record is from RefSeq and is a predicted model, not a curated record. The transcript has 4 exons.
AUGAUUCCUCCCUGUGACCCUUCCAUUCUCGACCACAAUCCUCAAUUUCAACGACUUUAUGAGACCCUUACCACAUCCAUACUCAAUCCAGAUGCCUCGACCCGCGCUCAAAGCAAGAGCUCCGCUCGCACAGCUGUGGGAGAAAUUCAAAGUUCCAAGAAGCGGAUCAAGGAGCGAAUGCUCCGGCAAUUAGCUUUCGCUCCAGACAGCAGCCUGCCCGCGGAGUACCAUGACAACCUCACCAUAAUAACCCUCUACCUGGAAACCCCAACCAACGCUAUCGAACUCGACACCCCGAACCCAGACACCGAAGCCAAGAAAGCAGACGAUGCACUUUCCCUGCUAGCACCAGACAUCGAAGCAUUCUACUCCAACCUCCCAGCCUUCAUCUCAGCCUUUUCAAACACCCUCUCAUCCGCGAUCCAGGACCUACGCGCUCUCGCAAAUGCGGACACAGAUACAGCCAUAAUACCCGACGCAGACGCGCCCGCUGCACGCUCGAACCAUCAUGCGCGCGCCCGAGCCCGCGACCGUCGAGUCCGGACCUCCAUGGCGCCUGUCCCGCUGCUCUCGUCGCAGUUGCAGGCUCGCAUGCGCGCGCUGCGCCAGAUGCAGCUGUCUGACCUGCCGGUCGCGAGGCGGAAGAUGGCUGCUACCGCGGCGGAGGUGGUUGACAUGCGGGCGCGGGUACUGGAGCGCACGGUUGUGACUCUGGAGCGGGCGAAGCAUGGGGCUUUGGCGAGGGCGACGAAGGCUAAGGCGGAGCAUUUGGCUCUUGUUGCGCAGAAUUUGGAGGGGAAGUUGGAAGUUACGAAGUUGGAGGUUGCGGCUACGCUUUAUACGCCUGAGACAAUUGCUGCGCUCACUCGGUACAGGCAACACCUUCGGCAGACGAAAGAACGCUUGGAGGACCAGCGGAAGGUGGCGCUCGAGGAAUUGAGAGCCUAUGGCGAUGUAGAUGCAGGUCCGAUCGCCGAUUUCGAUGUUGACGAAGGGUCUUUCGCCGAAAUUGCUCGUCAAUAUGGGUAUUUGGCUCGAGAGCUGGAAACAGUGAAAAGAGCAAUAGCACUAGAGGAAUGA